GUUAUCGUCGUGAAGUUGUAUACUUGUAUGUAAUAUGUAUGCGAAUUUCGUUUCGUCAAUCGAAAAUUAUUAUUAAUAAACAACGGGUGGUUUUAUACUCUUAUCGUAUAUAUGGAUUGAUGUUCGAUAUUUCGAUUGAAUCGUCGGCCGCGGUACGGUCUGUUGUUGGUAAAUUUAUAAGCCCGUUCGUCGCAAAAUCGUCGUUUAACUGUUCUAUCGUUGACGUUACUACGAUAGUUGCUCGUACCUCAUAGCCCAGUGGACAGUGACCAAAAAUGGCAGACCAUAAUUAUUGUGAUAAUGAGAAUGUAUUAAAAUCCACUGAACCAUCUAUUAGUGAAAAUUAUGAAUCAAAAUGUGUAAUAUCCGUGUCAGAUGAUCCUGAGUAUGGAGAAGUAUCUAAAUCUGGUCCUCAGACAAGGCUUAAAUCAAAAAAAAAGUCGGAACAAUCUCAAUCCACUUGGUCACCAGUUCGAACUGCUCCAGGUCUACGACCAAAUUGCACAAUAUUUUAUGAUGGAAAUGGAUUUGCCUACCAUAACCAUAAAAUUGCAAAUAACAAAAAGUAUUUGAAAUGUACUCAAAAAGGUAUUAAAAAGAAACCAUGCCCAGCUAGAGCUGUUAUUAGAAAUUACGACAACAUGAUUCGUCAUUCAGGAGAACCACACACGCAUAAACCAAGAAACUAUGAUGAAGAAUUAUUAAAGAGAAACUUUUUAAUGAAAAUUAGAGAGAGAGCAAUCAACGAGAACACACCUAAUAGAGCAAUUUUUGAUGAAGAAAUAAAAAACACACCAAAACUAAGGGGUAAAGUAACAUUUUCGAGCACUGCAAGAAGGAUGCAGAGGUUUCGUCAACCACAAAAAAUGCAAGGUCCACUAUUUCCUAUAGAAGACAAUGAACUUAUUGAUGCAAUAAAUGAUUACAAAAAUAUUCCACAUGAAUAUACUACUAAUAAUAGUGAAGACAAAGAAUGUAAACCUGUUAUAACGUUUGAUGCAGAGAAUCAUAUGGAAGUGAUAGAAGUAGAUGAAAUUGAUAUGGAGAGUAAUGAAUAUACUGAUGAUGUUGAAAGUGAAGCUUUUCAUGAAAAAAAUGAUAAGGAGAAUAUUUCAAAAAAUGUUAAAAAAGAAAGAGAUGCAACUGUGAAUAUGUUUUGUUGUAUAUAUUGUAAUAAGUGGCAAGAACCUCAACUUUUUGAAUUUGUACCUAAUCAAAAAUCCAAAACUAUUGAAUUGAGAGACAAGUUAGAGAAAUAUAAUGUAACAUCACCCAUUGAUGAUUCUAAUCCAGUAACUAUUGAUAGUACUUCUGAAAAUAUACUAAAUAAUAAUCAAACUUCUACUCUUGACUAUUCUGAAGUUCAUGAAGACAUAUCUCAUAAUAAUGAGGAUAAUAAAACCACAGUUAAACAAGAAAACAAUAGUGUAGAUGCAGAUACUAGUAUCCCAGAAACUGCUAAUCCAGAUACAUAUAAACAAGCAAAUGAGAGUGUAGAUGCGGCUAUUAGUAUUCCAGAAAUUGAAAAUCUAGAAACACAUGAAUUAAGUCAUGAACCAUCUACUAAAGAAAAGAAAAAAAAAGUUGAACGAAAAUUAGGGUUUUUACAAAUGCGAAUUGAUUCAACAAUAUAUUUUGAUAAUAUGGGUUAUAGUUAUCAAAUACAAAACGAAAAAAAUGACAAGAAGUACUUAAGAUGUGUGGUUUGGGGUAAAAAGAAAUGUCCGGGUCGAGCCCAUUUAAACAUAAAAACAUUGAAUAUAAUUAGAUCUAGAGGUCACAAUCACUUACCAUCUUCUAACUGUGAUGCUGAAAAACAAGCUAGGGCAUUUUUGCAUGCUAUUAAAGAAAGGGCUCAAGAUGAAGAUACUCCCUUAAAAACUAUUUAUGCAGAAGAAAUAUUGAACUAUCCGCUUGCUAGUACUGUGGUUAAUUAUGCAAAUGCUACCAGACGAAUGCAACGGACAAGGAGAUUGAAAAAUCAACCCAGUACAGUAUUACAAAAAGAACCACCAUUACUAUUAUCUGUUAAAGUGAUACCUGGUACACGGCGUGGAACAUCUUUAUAUUUGGAUGAACUAGGUUAUUAUUACCAUAAUGAUGCACUAACCAACAGUGGAAAAAUAGUAAGAUGUACCAAAAAUAGAAAAACAGCAACUGAUGAAGCGUGCCAUUCGAGAGGAUUUAUGCGUGCUUCUGGAGACGGAUUUGUCAUAUAUAGAACUAAAGAUCAUAAUCAUCCACCAGUGGAUCUUAAGAGAAAUCCAUUGGAACGAUCAUUCAUUAAUACUUUAUGUGAACGGGCACGAAAUGAACUUCACUUGGGUCUCAAAGAGAUAUAUAAUGAAGAAGUUGAAAGGUUUCUUGAUGCGGCAGAAAAAAUUCCUUAUCGAAUGGCAUGGCGGAGUAUGGCAAGAACAAGACAACCUCCUAAAGUAUCUGGGGAAGUUAAACUAGUUAGUGUAUCAGUUAUUUCAGAUGGAAUGGUCAUGUGGGAUGGGUAUACACUAUAUAGAGAUGAAAUAGGAUUUUUAUAUUCAUUAAGGAAAGGAAGAAAAUUUGCAUGGUGUCAAAUGAAUACAAAAUUGAAAUGUUUAGUGAAAGGCUCAAUAUCAGUUGAGAAUGAUACUACAAUGUUAGAGUUUACUGGAGAACACAAUCAUUCGCCAUUGAGUGACGAAGAGUUUCAAGCCGCUAUUUUUCUUGAAAAGAUAAUGCUUAAAUGUUUAGAAGAUGACAGUAAACCAAAGAAAUUAUAUGAUGAAGAAUUAGUUAACUUUCCUGGUGUUGAAAACAGAGUAUCAUUAGCAUACGCACGCGAAAAAAUAAAAGCUAGAAGAAAAAGUGCAUUAAAAAAAAAUUCAACACAUGAAAUGUUAGAAACUACUUGUGAACCAUUGAAAUAUAUUGAAUUUUGGGAUGAGGAGAAUAAUUCUAUUAAUGAUGAUGACCUAAAUGAUGAUGACCUAAAUGAUGAUGUUUACUCUGAUGAUGAUGAUAAUAUCAGUGAAAAGUCUAAGGAUUCUUAUGAUAUUUACUCAGAUGAACAAGGCUUCAAAUUUACAAUAGUCAGUGUAAAAGAUGAAACUAGAUAUUUAGAGUGUAUACAGAAGCAUAGUGGAUGCAAUGCCAAAGGAGAAAUGUUUAAAGGUGAAAAUGAUGAGUGGCUAUUUGUUCUUCAUGGCUACUCUCACAACCAUUUACCUCAUGAAGAUCAUUAAAAUUAUGAAUACAAAUUUGAGUAUAAGUCAAUGGAAGGUUAUGAUUGUUAUAUUUACUAUUUUCACUAGUAUGAUACCAUAGUUAUUUUCUCCGUGGUGUUUUAUAUUUUUAUUUUUUUCUAUUAACAUGAAUAUAAAAAAAAACAGAAUGUUUUAAUAAUUCUUAAUACGAAAAUAUAAUAGCUUUAUUAUAAAGUAAUAAGUAUUAUAUAAUACUAAAUAAAUAUUCUGUCAUGGUUUAAUUUCAUAAUUUAAAGGAAGUUUGUUGAGCGUGGCCAAGUCUGACCUUCCAGCUAUUUGGUAUUUUGGUCAUCUUAAGUGUAAUUAGUAAGGCAGAUAAGUUAGGAGCAAAAAUUAAUAAAAUAUAUUCAGAACAAAAUAUAUAGAAUGUAUAAAAAUCAUAAAUAAAUGUACUUUUAACUUUUUCAGUAGAAAAAGAUAUUUGAAAAAUUACUACACAUUAUUUCACAGUAAAAAAAAAAUAUAUUUGUGUAUUUAUUUUAUAAUUUUAGAUUAAUAGAUAAUUAUUGGUUAAAUGUAUCCUGUAUAUAUAUAUAUUUUUUUUUGAUUUAAAUAUAAUUAAAUAAAUUCCCCUGUAUCUUGA
This is a messenger RNA of Metopolophium dirhodum (rose-grain aphid), 3825 nucleotides long. RefSeq lists its product as uncharacterized. The transcript has 12 exons. The record is from RefSeq and is a predicted model, not a curated record. The coding region runs from base 276 to 3221 and encodes 981 amino acids. NCBI's taxonomy places the organism in Eukaryota, Metazoa, Arthropoda, Insecta, Hemiptera, Aphididae.